AUGAAGGGGACGGCGGCCUGCAAUACCACCCGAGACUACAUCAAGUCGGCCGUGUUCAUGGCCAAUACCGCCAUUACUCUCGCCACCUUCGCUGUAGGAUACGCAGGCGAGGUCAAUCUACACGAACUGUUCUGACGACGACGACUGCACCCCGGAGGACUGGCUGUUCGUGAUCAAGCUUGGCUGCCUCUCGGCGGUCCUGCUCGUGAACUUUUUCGUCCUGACGCAGUGCACUCGCUUCGCUGUGCACUUCAGCUUUUGCAUCAAUACCAGGGGCAAAGAUCGAAGGCGUGCCAAUGUCUCACGCAAUGUUGGUCAACGUAUUCGAGCACUCCCACAAGUACUUCAGCCUGGGCAUCCGGCUGUACUUCGGAACUAUUCCAGGGGGCUUGGAGGAAGGGCCAUCCGACAAAAACCUUUAAAUCAGUCAGUUUAUCGUUAAAGUAUGUUUUUAGCAUCUGCUGUUGCGGUGGAGUUUCCGAUUGCCACAGAGACAAGGUCGUGACAAGGUGUACGUGGUUAGGUUUAGUUCGAAUUUUGUGUCGCUGUUUGUUGGAGAGCCUCCUUUUAUCUUUUCGUACAUCAAACGCCGCGGAAUGGUUUGUUGGAGAGCCUCUUUUUUCUUGUUUCGUACAUGAAACGACGCGGAUUGAAGUGUGCGGGGGUGGGUGGUGUGGGUAGUUUUGGAGAAGUCGUCCGUGAGGGUUCUCUUGCCCUCGACUAUGACAUGAGUCGGUAAAUGAAUGGUCCAUGUGUUGUAUUGUAGGUAUUAUAUUGUGUUGUAUUUUAGCGACUUGUUUUCUUACAACCGCCCCUGUCAAGCAGGCUUGUUGUCGAAAGAAGCGGCAUGGUGGGUGGGGUAUCAUGCCCCUUGUUUAUUUUGAGCCACACCCGACAAUACAGUCAAGCUUGAGGGGUGUUGCUUGAACUGUGUAACGAAGUAUAUUGUUCAACGAGACUGCCGUUCAGCACAAACCAGUACACGGUGAUGGAAAGUUGUCGUCGUUGUUGUUUUGACCAAGAGUUAUUGUCUCGUCGCGUUCAGGAAGCGACGUCUUGUUGUAUCGUCGGUGGCAUGUUGGGCGUUUUCAAAGAAGGCAUUGGGGGCAAGUAGGCCUCAACACAGUCUUGGUUUAAAUCCCACACGUCAACUUCCCCUAGAUAUGUGCACGCAAAGGAUGGAUUGCUUGUGUUGCUCCUUGAUCCACGUUCCAUGGUAUGUGUUUUUGUAAGGAAUUCCGAAGGACCCUCCUGGAACCUGUACCGAAAAGGUUUAACCCGGACCGUAGUGUUACAGUAUCUUAUUGCUUACUGUAUGUUUCCGUUUCCACGCCGAAGUGAACGUACAAACUCGUGUUCAGUUUUGCGUGUUUUGUUGUAUUUGGGGUGCCCUAUUGGGUCAGUUGUUUGGUGCAAAAUCUUGGAGAUGGAAAGUGGACGCCCUCCGCUGUUCCGGAUUGUUGGCACAUCGGCGGGUCUGGUUGUGCAUGCAUGCGAGUGAGGCCUAUCCAAACGACGUGGGACAUGUAUCAUUAAAUCGCCAAUGACGAAACGGACCAAAUUUA
Ectocarpus sp. CCAP 1310/34 is the source of this 1565-nucleotide messenger RNA. The record is from the annotation of a GenBank genome assembly. Lineage: Eukaryota; Phaeophyceae; Ectocarpales; Ectocarpaceae.